Australozyma saopauloensis is the source of this 1428-nucleotide messenger RNA. It is a transcript of the gene UGA1, whose product is annotated as 4-aminobutyrate transaminase. Gene Ontology annotation, biological process: GABA catabolic process. Gene Ontology annotation, molecular function: pyridoxal phosphate binding. Bases 1 to 1428 code for a protein of 475 amino acids. The transcript has a single exon. Gene Ontology annotation, cellular component: mitochondrion. The record is from RefSeq and is a predicted model, not a curated record. NCBI's taxonomy places the organism in Eukaryota, Fungi, Ascomycota, Pichiomycetes, Serinales, Metschnikowiaceae.
AUGCCUCACCCUACCAUCUCUGUAUGUGAGGGUUACUUCCCAGAAGAGCCAGUUGCACCAGUAGUGGUGACUUCCUCGCCAGGUCCAAAACUGAAGAAGGCUGCUGACGCUUUGAAUAAGGUCUUCGACUCGAGAGCUGCAUACUUUGUUGCUGACUAUGCCAAGUCUCAGGGCAACUACAUCGUCGAUGUCGACGGAAACUCGUACUUGGACGUCUAUGCUCAGAUCGCUUCUAUUCCAUUGGGUUACAACAACCCCAAAUUGGUGGAGGUUGCCAAAUCCGACAAGAUGACAUCUGCCAUUAUCAACAGACCUGCUUUGGGUAACUUCCCUGGUGCCGAUACCGAGGAGAUCAUCGCUGAAUUGUUGAAGGUGGCUCCAAAGGGCCAGGACAAGGUGUGGUCUGGUUUGUCUGGUGCCGAUGCCAAUGAGUUGGCUUUCAAGGCCGCCUUCAUGUGGUACCAAAGCAAGAAGAGAGGCUACUCAAGCGGAUUUUCUACCGAAGAAACUGAGUCGGUAAUGAAAAACCAGGCACCAGGCUCUCCAGAGCUCGCCAUCAUGUCCUUUGAGCGCGCCUUCCAUGGUAGAUUGUUCGCUUCGGCCUCUACUACCUGCUCCAAGCCUAUCCACAAGUUGGACUUACCUUCUUUCAACUGGCCUAAGGCCGAGUUCCCUUCCUACAAGUACCCCUUGGAGGCUAACGUUGCCGCUAACCAAGAGGAGGACCGUAGAUGCUUGGCUAUCGUCGAGAAUUUGUUGAAGACUUGGGCUGUUCCUAUCGCUGCAGUAUUGAUUGAGCCAAUUCAGUCCGAGGGUGGUGACAACCACGCCUCAAACGAGUUCUUCCAGGGUUUGAGAGAUGUCACCUUAAAAUACGGCUCUCUCUUGAUUGUUGAUGAGGUCCAGACCGGUGUGGGUGCCACAGGAACUUUCUGGGCUCACGAACACUUCAACAUGUCUCCUCCUCCAGACAUGGUUACCUUCUCCAAGAAGUUCCAAAGCGCAGGCUACUACUUCCAUGACCCAGAGAUCAUUCCAAACCAACCAUACAGACAGUUCAACACCUGGUGUGGUGACCCAGCUAGAAUGAUCUUGGCAGGUGCCAUUGGAAAGGAGGUUGUUGACAAGGACUUGGCAAAGCAGGCCGCCCGUGUCGGUAACUACUUGUAUCCUAAGUUGGAGGCUUUGGCGGGCAAGUAUCCAGCUUACAUGGCUGACUUGAGAGGUAAGAACAGAGCUACCUUCAUUGCCUGGUCUUUCAAGGAUGCAUCCUUGAGAAAUAAGUUUUUGGCUGACAUGAAGACUGUUGGCAUCAAUGUUGGAGGAUGCGCCGAGGACAGUGUCAGAUUGAGACCAACCUUGGUUUUUGAGGAGAAGCACGCCGACAUUCUUGUUGCUGGCAUCGAGAAGAUCUUGUCUUCAUACUAA